Macrosiphum euphorbiae (potato aphid) is the source of this 1077-nucleotide messenger RNA. The record is from the annotation of a GenBank genome assembly. Lineage: Eukaryota; Metazoa; Arthropoda; Insecta; Hemiptera; Aphididae.
AUGGCUCACAGGAUAUUCCACAAGAUCAACAACGUCACCCAGUACCUUGCUCGUUCCUACGGUGUUGACGCACGGAAAGUGACUUUGAUCCCCGGCGAUGGAAUCGGUCCUGAGAUCUCGGCCGCUGUUCAGAAGAUUUUCGAAGCCGCCAAAACUCCAAUUGAAUGGGACGUAGUUGAUGUUACUCCUGUAAAAGCACCAGAUGGUACAAUGAAAAUACCAUCUAAAGCUAUUGAAUCGGUGAACACUAAUAAAAUUGGAUUAAAAGGACCUCUUAUGACACCAGUUGGAAAAGGUCAUCGCUCAUUGAACUUGGCCCUUAGAAAAGAAUUCAAUUUAUACGCCAAUGUAAGGCCCUGUCGCUCACUUGAGGGUUAUCCUACAUUAUAUGAGAAUGUUGAUGUAGUAACAAUUCGUGAAAAUACUGAAGGUGAAUAUUCAGGUAUCGAACACGAAAUUGUCGAAGGAGUUGUACAAUCCAUCAAAUUGAUCACAGAAGAAGCUUCAACCAGGGUAGCUGAAUUUGCUUUUAAAUAUGCUGUUGAAAAUAAACGAUCCAAGGUCACUGCUGUACAUAAGGCUAACAUAAUGAGAAUGUCUGAUGGUUUGUUCUUGAGGUGCUGUCGUAUGGCUUCUUCAAAGUACCCACAAAUCAAAUUCGAAGAAAAAUACUUAGACACCGUAUGUUUGACUAUGGUUCAAGAUCCAAGUCAUUAUGAUGUUUUGGUAAUGCCUAAUUUGUAUGGUGAUAUAUUGUCAGACAUGUGUGCCGGUUUGGUCGGUGGUUUAGGUCUGACACCCAGUGGAAACAUUGGCAGCAACGGUGCUCUAUUUGAAUCUGUUCACGGAACCGCUCCAGAUAUAGCCGGCAAAGACUUGGCCAAUCCUACUGCUCUUCUGUUAUCAGCUGUAAUGAUGUUGCGUCACAUGGAACUUAACAGCCAAGCUGACAUUAUUCAAAAAGCUUGUUUUGAAACAAUCAAAGAAGGCAAAUACAGAACUGGAGAUUUGGGCGGAAAAGCAAAGUGCUCUGAAUUUACAGAUGAAAUUUGCCGUAAAGUUCAAGAGUCCUCUUAA